AUGGUUGUAGGGCGAGCGUCCGCGGUCGUAGCCUUGUAUGGGAUACUGCCUGCAUAGCGUGGAUUCCUCGGUGGUUGGGAUGAUUCAUAGAGACAUAUCCACGGCCUUGGCGUCUGCGUGGCGUGACACAUUUUACAGCUGUGCAUGUCUUGGAGAGGGAGUGGCGUGUCCACGCGAUGUGGUGUCACCUGUUGGUGUGAUUUUCAAUAGUGACUUGGAAAUGCGUCUUGUCUAGGAAGAAAGGCAUGUAGUGGCUUAGGGGAUCUUCCUAGGUGCACAAUUGACUGCAGCUGUAGGCAUCUGAAGACCUGAUUAACCUGUGUCUUGCUGAAGUAAGUACUUUCACUCAAGCUUCCUUGGAAGGGUGUUGAUUGUUGCUGGGACUGAAUGCAUUGUGUGUAACAAGAACUGAGGACAACGCCCAGCUCUUUUGGGCAUUGCUGCUGCUGUGGAGAUUGAUCAACCAGCUAUUAUGGAUUCUGCAAGAAAGAUGUCUGGAGUAAAGCCCCCAAGCAGGCUAGCCAGACCCACAGCUGGGUUGGCAAGACAAAAUGGGGAUCCACAACAUUUCAGCUGUGGUCACCCUGGAGCAGAGGCCCCAAAGAAGCCAUCUGACACCCCAAGGAGGCCAUCAGAUGUCUCAAGAAGGCCAUCAGAUGCCCCAAGAAAACCAUCAGAUGCCACUGUAUUGACAGCAGAUACAUCCAGCUUCAGAGUUGGGGACAGAGUCUGGGUAAGCGGAACAAAACCUGGUCAGAUUAUGUAUAUUGGGGAGACCCAGUUUGCCCCAGGUGAGUGGGCUGGUGUUGUUCUGGACACCCCUGAUGGCAAGAACAAUGGCUCAGUGGCAGGUGUCCGUUACUUCAUGUGUGAGCAGAACAGGGGUAUUUUCUCCAGACUGACCAAGCUGAGCAGGACACCCCUGGGCAGCACUGGAGCUGAAGCAGAUGCCGUGGCAGAUGGACGCUCUGUCCCUAGCUCCAGAAGGUCCUCAAUUGCCAUGGGAACACGAGCCACCAAUGCAUCAAUGGUCACAAGCCCCAUGGAUUCAUCAAUGAUCUCCUCACCUGGUGAGGACCUGGAGCUGGGUGAUAAGGUGAUUGUCUCCAGCAGCUCUGGCUCCAAGACGGGCCUACUACGCUACCUGGGCAAGACCGAAUUCGCCGAGGGGCAGUGGGCGGGCGUGGAGCUGGAGACGCCCUCGGGCAAGAACGACGGCACCGUGGCCGGCAAGCGCUACUUCUCGUGCCGGCCCAACUACGGCCUGUUCGCGCCUGCCCACAAGAUCUCCCGGCCGGCGCGGCGCAGCUCGCAGAAGAUGGGCGUGCACGCGCUGCGCCGUUCCACGUCGCGAGAGUCGCUGCAGUCGGUGGCGAGCCAGGCGUCGCGCGUGUCGGCGCAGGUGCUCAAGGAGAAGGAGGAGCACAUCGAGCAGCUUCUGCGCGAGCGCGACAUGGAACGCUCGGAGGUGGUGCGCGCCGCCAGCCUGGUGGACGACGGUGAGGUGAAGGUGCUGGCGGCGAAGCGGGAGCAGCUGGCGCUCAGCAGCCGCACCGAGCAGGGGCUGCACGAGGAGGCGGCGCUGCUGCGCAACGAGCUGGCAGAGCAGCGGCGCCAGCUGGAGCAGCAGAGCGCCGCCGGCGAUUCGCGCAGCGAGGAGCGCGAGCGCGCCGACGAGGUGCGCACGCUGGCCAAGGAGCGCGACGAGGUGCGCCUGGAGGCGGCGCGCGCCGCCGCCGACAUCAACGAGAACAUGCAGCGCAUCAUGCUGCUGGAGGGAGAGGCGUCGCGCGUGCGGCACGAGGCGGACGACGAGCUGGCCAGCCUGCGGGCGCAGCUGAAGAAGCGCGCCGACGAGCAGCGUGCGCUGGCGGCGGCCCAGGCGGCCGAGAGACGCGCCGAUCAGCUGCAGACGCAGCUGGACACGUGGCGCCGUGACGGCGAGCUGCUCAAGGAGCGCGUCACGGCACUGAAGGACUUCGCCGACGCUGCCAGCAGGAGGAGCUUGCAACGGCUUCGACAAGAGGUAGAGCUACUGAAGCAGGAGCGUGACUCCAGAGAGGAGGAUGCUGCUGUGGUCCGACAGGAGCAGGGUAAGGAACUGGAGAGGCUCAAGAAGGAACUGUCGUCCAAAGAAGGAGACAGCGCCGCGGCUCGGCAGGAACAGCAGGAGGAACUGGAGAAGCUGAAGCUGGAGCUGGAGUCCGUAACGCAAGACGCUACUGCGAUUCAACAGCAGCAGAAACGGAAGCUGGAGCGGCUGACGGAGGAAUUGGCUUCCAAGGAGGCAGACGGCGCUGCGUCGAGGCAAAAGUUGGAGAAGGAGCUGGAGCGACUUGAACAGGAGUUGGCCUCCAAGAAACAGGACUCUGCUGCAGCCGGGCAGGAGCAAAAGCAGGAACUGGAACGUCUCAAGCAGAAACUGAACUCAACGGAACGAGAAAACGCAGCAUUUCGGCGGGAGCAGGAAGCCAAACUGGAGCAGCUGCACGAGGAGCUCGACUCCAGGGACCGGGACGUGGCGGCGGUCCGUCUGGAGCAGCGGGAGGAGCUCGAGCGACAGCAGCAGAAGCUAGACGACGCCCGGCGCGAAGCCGAGACCAGUCGGCGCCUGCUGCUGGAGGCGCAGCAGCGCGCGCGGCCGGCGCCGGCCGUGCCGCUCACCAACGGCGCCGCCGAUGCGGCCGGCCACGUCGACUUCCUGAACUCGGUCAUCGCCGACCUGCAGGGCAGGAACGACGAGCUGACGCGCCAGGUGCGCCUGCUGGCGGUGGGCGACGAGGACGAGGAGGAGGAGGCGGCGUCGCCGGCGGCGCCCGCGCGGCCGCCGCCGCGGCUGUGGUGCGACAUCUGCGAGGAGUUCGACCGCCACGACACGGACGAGUGCCCAACGCAGGCGAGCACGCCCGAGGAGCCGCCGCCGAGCCGGCACGGCGGCGCGCGCGGCGUGCGCCGCCAGUUCUGCAUGGCCUGCGAGAUGUUCGGCCACACGGCCGACCAGUGCGACGCCGGCGAGACGUUCUGAGCCGCCGGUCCCGACAGGUGGCCCCAUCUGUUGUAGGACGUGGGCUGGAGCUCCGCUCCUGAGGUGUGUUUGGGUGGGCCGGAAUAGCUGAUUCGGAGGCCUACGUGGGUUGGACGGCCGGAUGCCGCUGUCAUGUUGUCACUGGGCGUAUGGCGGAAAGAGAUACAACUAACUACACUCGUUGGUUCCACGCGGUGGCGCGCCGUGGCCUGGUGCAUUCGUAUGCAAACUCGCGAGGCCGUGAAUUGCCCUUGAAUAUGGAUAGAUGACCUGCGCGUUGUCCUCGCCUCGUUAACAUGUUUGGAGCCGUCCCGCCGCAUGUCCGCGGUCACUGUUGUACGGAGCGGCCGGCCUUUUGAGGUGGCCUUAGCGGUACUCCGUGGAUUGUUCUCACAGUUUAUCGGAAGUGGUUCGUUGCACAGCGUGGGUUAGCGUUAUAUGAGACGUUUAUCUGUGUAGACUCUAAGUGCUAGUAGCAGCCCAGAUUAACUUAUCAACGUUAUUAAUCGCCUGAAC
Molecule: messenger RNA, 3541 nt
Organism: Pollicipes pollicipes
Lineage: Eukaryota; Metazoa; Arthropoda; Thecostraca; Pollicipedomorpha; Pollicipedidae
Product: CAP-Gly domain-containing linker protein 1
Exons: 6
Coding region: 473-3025 (850 amino acids)
Source: RefSeq, a predicted model, not a curated record